UCAUUUUUUUCUCCAGACUUCUCUCUCUGAGUAGUCUCUGUGGCUUUAAUUCCUUGGAAUUUGCAUAAUAUAUUCAAGGCAGGAUUUCAGGAAUAACUUCACGAAAAUUGUAAGGUACACUUGUUUGCUCUAACUUUGAUUCACUCGAGGAUUAUUUUAUCUGAUUUAUAAUUAUGAAUUCCAUAAUCUUUGUUUCUGUUCACCAACACUCCCACCGGAUUAUCAACGUAAUCUACAUAUUUUCAAUUACGACGAUGACAGAUUUAUAGUUUUCAUGUGCAUGCAUAUGUGUUUGUUGAGUUUUAUAUACAUGCAUCAACGAUUGACAAUUGCUGACAUAGAUGGUGGUCCCAAGCAUAGCUCUUAGCGAAAUACUUAUGAAGUUGUUGUGGGGACUACGAGGGAGCAUUUGCCUUCACUCCUUGUUCCCGAGUUCGAAUUCUCCCUCCUUUUAGCCUCGUUUGUGAGUUGCAAGGAUAGUUGAGCUGGAAUAAGAACAUGGUCUGAUUCUGCACAGUUGCAAGUUCUUUAUUCCAUUUAUGCAACACACGGUUUGCUGCAUCGUGGGCUGCUAAGUUCUAGAUCCUCCUACCGAAAACGUCAUAUGUAAGGCAUCUCUCACGAAAGCAUAAGUUUUUGGACGCCCUCCGUAGUAAGGAACCAUUUGUUGGAAUAUUCCUUUGUCUAGAUGCCACAAAGAGUUGCCAACUAAAUCAAACACGGAAGUUAAUAAGAUAUGUGUAUCACAUGUUCUUUGAUUUAUUGGAGAAUUAUACAGGAGAGAAUAACUAACUAGGCGAAUCAUCCUCAUGUCUAUGUCUUCCCUUUAUCCGUAGAUGAAUUACAUUUUGGGAGAAUAACAAAUUACGGAUUGAUUCGUAUCGAAAAUGUUUCAAAUUCGAUCCCCUUGUUGAAUAUAGAUGAAGCAUCUCCGCCUCCAAAAGUUUGUAGCUUGAAAACAUGAUGACGUACACACAUAUGCAUAAUGUGAAGCAGAGAUUCUUGUGCAGCAAAGUCUAGCUACUUUUGUGAAUGUCACGCUUUCUUUUCGUUCCAUUCGUGACUGUAUCUGUGUUUUGGGAAAUAUAAAAGAAGGGUGGAGGCCAUACUUUGCUUGUAGUUCUGAUGGCAGUGCAUAGCAGCAAUAUAGCAACCGUUCUCGAAUCUGAAGGAGUUGAGUUUCUUCUAUCCGGUGACACAAAGGUACCGUUAUCAUCAUGUAAUGGGAAGACAGUGUGCCUCUACUUCUCUGCAAAUUGGUGUCGGCCUUGCAAGGCUCUUACCCCUCAGCUGGUGAGACUUUAUGAAGUGCUUAGAUUGGAAGGAAAAGAGUUUGAGAUAAUCUUCAUCUCCUUCGACCCCAAUGAGGAAAAGUUCAAUGAACACUUCAAGUGCAUGCCAUGGCUGGCAGUGCCCUUUGAUGCCAAUCUUCAUAAAAGAUUGAGUGACAUGUACCGCAUAGAUCGCAUCCCAUCACUCAUUUCAUUAAGUUCAGAUGGAUUAUCCAUUGAGGAAGACUUGGUUGGAUUAAUUGAAGACUAUGGAGCUGAUGCAUUUCCAUUCACUAACAAGAGAAGAGUAGAGCUAAAGGCCGCCGAUGAAGCAAAGCGUGAAGGGGGAAAAAUCGAAGAGUUGUUGACGCAUCAAGGACGAAACCAUGUCUUGGCUAGUGAUGGCAGAGAGAUACAGGUGUCUGAACUUGUUGGUAAGACAGUAGGCCUUUACUUUGGUGCACACUGGAGCCCUCCUUGCCGUGCUUUUACUUCCAAACUCAUAGAAGCAUACGAAGAGCUCAUGACAUCCGGUGAUCAAGACUUCGAAAUCAUCCUAGUCUCCACAGACCGAGACCUCAAAGAGUUUGAACUCAACACUAGUAGCAUGCCAUGGCUUGCCAUACCCUACCAGGACAAAACAAGACAAGACCUUUGUAGAAUCUUCGACAUCAAAGUGAUUCCGGCUCUGGUUCUGAUAGGACCGAAUGGGAAGGCGAUUAGCACAAAUGGGAAGGCCAUGGUCUCCUUACACGGUGCCAAGGCCUUCCCGUUCACAGAAGCGAGGAUCACAGAGCUCGAAGCAGAAUUGAGAAAGGAAGGAGAGGCAUUGCCUCCUCAAGUGAAGGACUUGAAGCAUAAACAUUUGCUUAAGUUAGAGAUGGCCAAAGCAUAUGUGUGUGAUUAUUGCCAAAAACAGGGGAGGUUUUGGGCAUUUUCUUGUGGUGUUUGUGAUUACGAUCUUCAUCCAAACUGCGUAGAAAAAUCGUUGUAAAAAUGGGUUUAUGAACUAUGAAAUUUGGAUAUUCUCAAAAGUAUUAUAAAAUAUUUGUAAGAUAAUAAAAAUUUUGAAAGGUGUGUACUUCUAGCUCUCAUCUCAAGUUAAUAUGAAAUUCUGAUCUUGGUGCAUAA
Molecule: messenger RNA, 2402 nt
Organism: Malus domestica (apple)
Lineage: Eukaryota; Viridiplantae; Streptophyta; Magnoliopsida; Rosales; Rosaceae
Product: probable nucleoredoxin 3
Molecular function (GO): thioredoxin-disulfide reductase (NADPH) activity
Source: RefSeq, a predicted model, not a curated record